GAAAACAAAAACACCAUGCAGUCUAUAACACGUUCAGUGAGCACGCAGAAACGCCUUUUGAAACAACGCAAAACCGGUGGCACUUCAUUUGUUUCCGCACUUCAGCAACGCAAUAUGGGUCGUUUGGGGAAAGUAGAUCCCAGUUCCUACUCGGAGCCCGAGCGCAUCACCACCAAACACAGUGCACUUAAGUGGACCGUAGAUUUUGCGAAUACAAAGCUUUUAGGCAGUGUGACGCACCACUUCAAUGUACUGGAGACCAACUUGCCGGCUAUUCUGUUGGAUGUGCGUGACAUCACCGUUAAUAAUGCAUCUAUUAUAUGUAACGGCGGCUCAUCUAUUCCAAUUAACUACUUUGCCAGUGAUCCUGUAGAGGAUAUUGGUGCUAAGUUGACUUUGGAAUUGCCGGAAGGUACAGCUAAGGGAGACCUUCUUGUACGCAUAGACUAUGAGACUUCUAAUCGCGCCAGCGCCCUGCAAUGGCUCACACCAGAGCAGACUCUAGGCAAACAGCACCCUUAUCUGUUCAGUCAGUGUCAAGCGAUUCAUGCACGUUCCGUACUGCCAUGCCAGGAUACACCGGCCGUUAAAUUUACUUACGAAGCCACCGUACAGCAUCCAAAGGAACUAACUGCACUGAUGAGCGCCUUAAUUGAGAAAAAAGAAGCAGGUGUAACCACUUUCAAGCAAGAUGUGCCCAUACCGGCUUAUUUAUUAGCCAUUGCCAUUGGAGAUCUCGUUUCUCGUCCAUUGGGUGCCAAUUCCAAUGUCUGGGCAGAGGCCGGUAUUGUAGACGCUAGUGCUGAGGAAUUCUCACAAACUGCUCAGAUGUUGAAGACUGCAUCGGACAUUUGUGGCCCAUAUGUUUGGAAACAAUAUGACUUGCUGGUUAUGCCGCCAUCAUUCCCCUUUGGGGGCAUGGAAAACCCUUGCCUUACAUUUGUAACGCCCACAUUGCUGGCCGGUGAUAAGUCUUUGGCAGAUGUAGUGGCACAUGAAAUUGCGCAUAGCUGGACUGGUAAUUUGGUUACGAAUAAAAACUUCGAACAUUUCUGGUUGAAUGAGGGAUUCACUGUAUUCGUUGAAACGAAAAUUGUGGGACGCAUGCAAGGCAAUAAGGAGCGUGAUUUUCAUAUGCUGCGCAAUCUGACCGAUUUGCAGGAGUGCAUCCGCACACAAUUAGCUAAUAGCCCGGAGCUGACAAAGCUAGUUGUGGAUCUAUCUAACUGCGGUCCCGACGAUGCCUUCUCCAGCGUGCCCUACAUCAAAGGCUCAACAUUCCUGCGGUACAUCGAAGAUCUACUUGGUGGACCUGAAGUGUUUGAGCCAUUCCUGCGCAGCUACUUGCAACAGUAUGCCUACAAAUCGGUUGUGACUGACGAUUUCAAAGCUGCCUUGUAUGAUUACUUCAAUAAAACCGAUAAGAAGGAUAAGCUAACCGAAAUCGAUUGGGAUUUGUGGCUACACAAGGAGGGACUGCCGCCAAUAAUUCCAAAAUUCGAUGAGACACUUGCAAAUGUCUCAAAGCAAUUGGCCGUAUUGUGGAGCACCAAGUCCACUGCUGACCUACGCCUCGACACGCAAAUCACUAAGUCCAUUUCUUCUCUUCAACUAAUUGAUUUUCUAGGCAGAUUAAUCGAAUGCCAAGAAAUAGUCGAGUUAAAUGAGGAUAAAAUCGAAUUGCUUGAGAGCACAUACAAUUUGAAGAGCACAAAGAAUGCCGAAGUGCGCUUCCGCGUCUUGCGCUUGGUUAUCCGAGCACGACUGCUGAAGCGUAUCGAAGAAAUCAUUGCAUUUGCCAACUCGAACUUCCGCAUGAAAUUCUGUCGUCCAAUUUAUCGUGACCUAGGUCAAUGGCCCGAGGCUAAGCCUAUUGCAAUUGAAAGCUUCCAGCGUGUCAAGGAUCAAAUGAUGGCGGUCUGUGCGCAUACAAUCGAGAAGGAUUUGGGUUUAAAAUGAGCAUAUCAUGUGUUUAAAUUUUCUAUGAAUUGCCUUAAGUUGGCACAUACUUUUUUUAAUUAAUAAAUUGUUUACCAGAAAGUUAACAAAUGAA
Messenger RNA from Rhagoletis zephyria (snowberry fruit fly), 2053 nucleotides. Its product is annotated as leukotriene A-4 hydrolase. The record is from RefSeq and is a predicted model, not a curated record. Gene Ontology annotation, cellular component: cytosol. Gene Ontology annotation, biological process: proteolysis; peptide catabolic process. NCBI's taxonomy places the organism in Eukaryota, Metazoa, Arthropoda, Insecta, Diptera, Tephritidae. Gene Ontology annotation, molecular function: metallopeptidase activity; zinc ion binding; epoxide hydrolase activity.